Fragaria vesca subsp. vesca is the source of this 2102-nucleotide messenger RNA. RefSeq names its product heat stress transcription factor A-4a-like. The coding region runs from base 609 to 2102 and encodes 497 amino acids. The transcript has 2 exons. Lineage: Eukaryota; Viridiplantae; Streptophyta; Magnoliopsida; Rosales; Rosaceae. Gene Ontology annotation, cellular component: nucleus. The record is from RefSeq and is a predicted model, not a curated record. Gene Ontology annotation, molecular function: RNA polymerase II cis-regulatory region sequence-specific DNA binding; DNA-binding transcription factor activity. Gene Ontology annotation, biological process: regulation of transcription by RNA polymerase II.
GAAACGAAUCGUUUUCGGGAUUUGGGAGUCGACCGCAGUAGCCUUCUUCUCUGCAACUUCGUUAGUUAAGUUUCCAAUUUUCUCGUUACUUCUUCUCCAAGCUUGUUUCUGGAAAUGUAGUGACGUUCAAAAUCUAUGAAACUGUUUGCAACCAUUUAGUCAAAUCUCCUCUCUCCAAUUUCUUCAACAAACAAACAAAAAAGAUGCGAGUAUUGGGUGGUUUUUUCUGGGCAUAAAAUCGCGGUAACUGAACCAACCUACUGUGUCUGAAGCUUCCUUUAUUUCUUUGUCCUCGCAUUUCCUUCCUUCCACAUAUUCCCUAAGAUUUUUGGGUUUCCUGGAUUCGCAAUCCCAUUCCUUUUUUUUACUGAUUUGGCCAUUUGGGCGUUGCUAUGUGAUUGUCAUCCAAAGUGGAACCAUUUGGAGUUGAACUGGUGAGUGAAGAUUAAAUUGUUGGAUUUUGGAGUAUUGACACAUUGCUUACUUGGUUUUGGAUCGAAUUUUGGGGUUUUGUGUAAUUGUUCCUGGAAUUUUGGAGCUUUUGAGGAGUGAUUGAUACAUUGCUUUAGUGGGUUUUGGAUUUGGGGUUGUUGGGUUGGUGAGUUUGGAUGGAUGAAGUUCAAGGCAUUACUGGAUCUUUACCUCCUUUUCUUUCCAAGACGUACGAAAUGGUGGAUGAUUCGUCCACUGAUUCAAUUGUGUCUUGGAGUGCUGGUGAUAAAAGCUUCAUUGUGUGGAACCCUCCAGAGUUUGCCAGAGAUUUGCUGCCCAAGUAUUUUAAGCACAACAACUUCUCUAGCUUCAUUAGGCAGCUCAACACAUAUGGUUUUCGAAAGAUUGAUCCGGAACAAUGGGAAUUUGCGAAUGAUGAUUUUGUUAGAGGCCAGCCGCAGCUUAUGAAGAGCAUCCAUAGACGAAAGCCGGUGCAUAGUCAUUCUUUGCCGAACCUGCAGGUACAAGAACAAGGGAGUUCAUCGUUAUCCGAAGCCGAAAGAAAGAGUAUGAAGGAUGAAAUUGAGAGGCUUAACCAUGAAAAAGAAUGCCUUGCAGUGGAGUUACAGAGACAUGAGCAGGAAAGGCAGGGAAUGGAGUUGCAAAUGCAGUUCUUGAAGGACCGCUUGCAACAUAUGCAAGAGCAGCAGCAAUCCAUGGUGGCAUUUGUGGCCCGAGUUUUGCAGAGACCGGAGCUUGCCUCAAAUCCUGUACCGCAGUUUGAACUCCGUGACCGAAAGAGGAGGUUUUCAAGUGUCGAUUGGGCCUAUGAUAAUGUCAGCAUUGGGAAUGGUCAGAUGGGGAGUUGGCAAAAUGUGACUAGAGAAAAUAUGGAGAUGGGAAAGGUACUGGAGUUGGAGUCAUUCCUGACAUUUUGGGAAGAUACUAUUCGUGAAGUUGGCCAGACUCAACUUCAUGCUAGUACUAACUUGGAGUUGGCUGAAUCUACGAGCUGUGGCGAAAGCCCAGCUGUAUCCUGCAUGCAACGUAGUGUUGGCCAUCAAUAUAAAUUGCCAGCAAUUGAUAUGAAUUCGGAGCCUGCUGCAGCUGUUUCGCCUGUGCUUGCUGAAAGUGUUUCUCCUGUACCUGCUGGGAGUGUUUCUGCCGAGCCUGCUAGAAGUGUUUCUCCCGAACCGGCUAGAAGCGUUUCUCCCGAGCCUGCUAGAAGUGUUUCUCUUGAGCCUGCUAGAAGCGUUUCUCUUGAGCCGGCUAUAAGCGUUUCUCUUGAGCCUGCUAGAAGCGUUUCUCUUGAGCCUGCUAGAAGCGUUUCUCUUGAGCCUGCUAGAAGCGUUUCUCUUGAGCCUGCUAGAAGUGUUUCUUUUGAGCCUGCUAGAAGUGUUUCUUUUGAGCUUGAUGCCUCAAAACAAACCUCAAAAGAACAAACAGCAAAACUUUCUGGUGCUGGUGUCAAUGACAUGUUUUGGGAACAGUUCUUGACAGAGAAUCCCGGUUCAACUGACUCGCAGGAAGUACAGUUGGAAAGAAAGGAUUCUGAUGGUAGGGGGAACGAAUUUAGUGCCAGUGAGCAUGGCAAGUCGUGGUGGAGUAUGAGGAAUGUAAAUAACCUUACAGAACAGAUGGGUCAUCUUAGUUCAGUAGAGAACACAUGA